AUGGACAAUCCUCUGGACCAGACGACCCUCUCCACCAUAUCCCUCCUCGAGUCGCGUCUCCUGCGCCUCGAACACGUCCUCUACGGACCGACAGCCUCGCACCCUCCGGCACAGCCUGAAUCCGUCUCAUGGAGAAUGGGCCAGUUGGAGAAGCGCUUCUCCGUGAUGCUUUCCCGCAUCCGCGUAUACGGCGAUCUCCUCAAGAUUUACAGGUCGCAUCCAGACUUGUUCCACGCCCCGGCCUCGUCCGAGCCACCAUCGCAGCUCUCGGCCGACGCCAUACGCUCCAUGGUUCUCGCGUCUGCCUCGUCCUAUCCCGCCAUUCUCUCCUCACUUACCGCCAUCAAAGACAGCCCCAUCCCCGACGUAUCGGAGAGCACCGCCCUGAUAUCCAUGACGGAUCGCAUGAAGGCUAUUCAGGUCACCCAGGCCGCCCAGGCCGCCGACAUGGCUGAGCUGCGCCGACGAAGCGAGGUCGUUGUACGGUCGUGGUACGAGAGCAACCUUCUUGCCGGCUCGCGGUCCAUGGCCGACAUGGAGAGCCGCGUAGAGGGGGUGGAGCGGCAGGUCAGGCGACGAGAGCGGGCCAAGGAGGAAGACAAAGAGAUGUAA
Molecule: messenger RNA, 612 nt
Organism: Hirsutella rhossiliensis
Lineage: Eukaryota; Fungi; Ascomycota; Sordariomycetes; Hypocreales; Ophiocordycipitaceae
Product: dynactin subunit p22 domain-containing protein
Exons: 2
Coding region: 1-612 (203 amino acids)
Biological process (GO): cytoskeleton-dependent cytokinesis
Cellular component (GO): dynactin complex
Source: RefSeq, a predicted model, not a curated record